GUGUGUGAGGUGCCACAUCGAAACGGAAUAUAAGUGUCGGAAAAUGAGCAUCAUGCUGCUGAUUCUGCUGCAGUUUGUGCUUGUGUCGUGUGCUCCUCCGCGGUGUGACCCAGGAUUUCGAGGACAGUGCAAACCAACAGUGGAAGAAAAACCCAAAUGCACAGAUGUCCUACUGUCCUACUGCGAUGACAUGCCCUACACUCAGACCAUGUUCCCAAACAUCAUCGGCCACAAGAGCCGUGAAGAGGCCGAGGCGGGUGCCGAGUAUCUCCUCAUAAGUGUGGUUGAGUCCCUGCUCGGUGGAGAGUGCAACCCUGAGAUCCGCAUGCUGGGCUGCUCGGUGUUGGCCCCGCGCUGCGAGAAGGAAAAGGUGCUGAAGCCGUGCCGCAGCACCUGUGAGGCGGUGCAUAAAAAAUGCAGCCAUGCUUUCGAGGGGAUAGAGAUGGCCUGGCCUUACUUCCUGGACUGUGACCGCUUUUUUGUCAGUGACGAAGAAGGAUGUUAUGACCCACUGGAAGGCCUCAAAGCAGACCAAGAUUUAGAGCCCUUUGACAGCAUGGAGAUGCUUCCUCCCGAGGAGUCCGCCACCUCGAUGCAGUUCACCUAUCACUCCAAUGCCCAGAUGAUAAGUACCUUGAAGAAAACUGAGGAACAAUGCUCCGACAUAGCCAGAACCUACAGCAUCGGACGCAGCAUGGAGGGCAGGGAGCUGCUCGUGAUCGAGUUCUCAAACAACCCCGGCCAACAUGAACUGCUCGAGCCAGAGAUGAAGUACAUUGGCAACAUGCACGGAAAUGAAGUCAUGGGCCGGCAGGUGCUGAUCUACUUGGCUCAGUACCUGUGCUCAGAGUAUCUGCUGGGGAACGAGCGCAUCCAGACCCUCAUCAACACCACCCGCAUCCACAUUCUGCCCUCCAUGAACCCGGACGGAUACGAGGUGGCUGUUUCUGGAAUCCAGGACAACAACUACGGUGAUGAUGAGGAGGGUCAUCACUACGAUACUUGGAACAUCGGUCGAAACAACGCUCAGAACAUCGACCUGAACAGAAACUUCCCUGAUUUGACUUCCAUCGCUUACAACCGACGCAAACAAAAGGGCCACCGCACCGACCACAUCCCAAUCCCAGACUAUUACUGGUUUGGUAAGGUUGCGCCAGAGACGUAUGCUGUCAUGAAAUGGAUCCGCUCCAUCCCGUUUGUGCUCUCUGCUAACUUCCACGGCGGGGACCUGGUGGUGUCGUACCCCUACGAUCUGUCAAAACACCCGCUGGAGCGCAACAUGUUAUCCCCGGCGCCGGACGAUCAGGUUUUCAAGUUUCUGGCCAGAGCAUAUGCAAACACCCACGAAACAAUGUCCAAUGAAAACGCCCAGUGUGGACCGUCUCGCGCUCACAGUCAGAAGGGAAUCAUUAAUGGAGCGCAGUGGUCCAGCUUUGCAGGCGGUAUGCAAGACUUCAACUAUCUUCACACCAACUGCUUUGAGGUGACUGUGGAGCUGGGUUGUGAUAAAUUCCCCCCCGAAGAGGAGCUGUCUCUCGGCUGGCACCAGAACCACGAGGCUUUGCUCACAUUUAUGGAGGCAGCUCAUCUUGGUAUCAAAGGCAUCGUGAAAGAUAAGGAGGGAAAUGGAAUAAAAGGUGCACGGAUAUCAGUCCAAAGAAUACGCCAUGAUAUUACCACAGGUGAAAGUGGAGAAUACUGGCGCCUCCUCAUCCCUGGCAUCUACAUCGUGUCCGCCUCGGCCCCGGGCUACACCAGAGCCAUGAAGAAAGUCUACCUGCCCCCUGGCAUGCACACAGCGGGCCGAGUGGACUUUGUGUUGCCGAAAGCUGCGCAAGAGCCCGACAUGCAGGAGGAGGACUCCACCAUCCCAUCAUUGGACUCCUAUGACCGCUUCGAUCCCUAUAACCAGUUCGAGCGCUACACCCUGAUGGCUGAUUUGAGCCACAACCGCGAGGAGAGAGCAGAGAAGCCCUGGUGGUGGAGCUACUUCGUCCUGCCAGGUGGACCCGCCCCCACCUGGCUGCUAAAACACUAUUAGAGCUUUAAUAAGAGAAGGGAAAGCAGCCUCUCUUCAUGCAGUAUACACACAAGCCAGGCUAUCAUUUAAAGGAUGCGCUGCUUUUUUAUUGUGGUUACACAGCAGAAAAGUGUAAAGCUAGCUGGCUGGCCUUCAUGUUAGCUUUUUACCAACGAGUGUGUUCGUGAAAUCAAAAAGUAAACACCUUUUAUGUCUGUAAGCUUUUGCCUCGACAAUCGAACGGCUUCAGUAUUCAACCAUGAUGAAAUGCAAAGUUGUUAAAGACUUAUAUUUGUAUUUUCUAACAAUUUUACAUCAUAAAUAAAGAGUUUUAU
Molecule: messenger RNA, 2355 nt
Organism: Seriola dumerili (greater amberjack)
Lineage: Eukaryota; Metazoa; Chordata; Actinopteri; Carangiformes; Carangidae
Product: carboxypeptidase Z-like
Exons: 11
Coding region: 44-2041 (665 amino acids)
Biological process (GO): proteolysis
Molecular function (GO): zinc ion binding; protein binding; metallocarboxypeptidase activity
Source: RefSeq, a predicted model, not a curated record